Clupea harengus (Atlantic herring) is the source of this 1271-nucleotide messenger RNA. RefSeq names its product cytochrome c1, heme protein, mitochondrial-like. NCBI's taxonomy places the organism in Eukaryota, Metazoa, Chordata, Actinopteri, Clupeiformes, Clupeidae. The record is from RefSeq and is a predicted model, not a curated record. Gene Ontology annotation, cellular component: respiratory chain complex III. Gene Ontology annotation, molecular function: electron transfer activity; heme binding. Gene Ontology annotation, biological process: mitochondrial electron transport, ubiquinol to cytochrome c.
GCUUUCUUGAAGGAUGAUUACGUGCGAAUCAUCAGUCACCACGUGACGCUUGCGCAAUCAGUGAACGAAAACAUGGCGGCGCUUCGGAUUGCCGUGUCGUCAAGUGCCGGCAGAACUUUUCUCAACCCCAAGAACGUUGUCGGUGUGUCAAAGGUCAACAUGUCCUUUUCCACUCUGUCCAGAGGAAAGAAGGCAGCCCUCUCAACACUUGGGGUGCUGACAGCAGGAGGAGCUGGUCUGGCUCUGGCGCUUCAUCAGUCUAUCAAAGCUUCAGACCUGGAACUGCAUCCCCCAAACUAUCCCUGGACUCACAACGGCUUGGUAUCAUCACUCGACCAUGCCAGUAUUCGCCGAGGGUACCAAGUGUACAAGCAAGUGUGCUCUGCCUGCCACAGUAUGGAGUACCUGGCUUUCCGUAACCUGGUGGGAGUAUCCCACACAGAGCCAGAGGUCAAAGUAUUGGCUGAAGAGAUUGAGGUAGUGGAUGGUCCUGAUGACACCGGAGAGAUGUUCACCCGUCCAGGGAAGCUGUCCGAUUAUUUCCCCAAACCAUACCAAAACCCAGAGGCAGCACGUGCGGCCAAUAAUGGAGCUCUACCCCCUGACCUCAGCUAUAUUGUCAAUGCCAGACAUGGCGGAGAGGACUACGUGUUCUCCCUGCUAACGGGGUACUGUGAACCCCCUGCUGGGGUAGAUGUGAGAGAGGGUCUCUACUACAACCCCUACUUCCCUGGCCAGGCUAUUGGCAUGGCUCCUCCCAUAUACAAUGAAGUGCUAGAGUAUGAUGAUGGCACUCCGGCCACCAUGAGUCAGGUGGCCAAGGACGUGUGCACCUUCCUGCGCUGGGCAGCAGAGCCUGAGCAUGACCAACGCAAGCGCAUGGGACUAAAGCUUUUGAUGGGCUCCGCUAUUCUCAUUCCAUUGGUCUAUUACAUGAAGAGGCACAGGUGGUCUGUGCUGAAGAGUAGGAAGAUUGCUUACAGGCCUCCCAAAUAAACCAUUUUCCACUUGAAACUGAACUUUGAAAAUGACUGAUGCACCCAGGAUGUCAAGUCACUUCACCAACUUUGAUCAUACAGCAUAGAUGCCUUUGGUAUAUUUUUUUUAUUACAGACAUAAAAGUUAUCAGAGGUAAUCAUAUUUUUUUUUCUAUUUAUUGUGCUUUCUUCACCAAGGAGGCUUUUUGCUGUUAAAGGUCGGAUGCAUGGAAGUAAACUGUAUACACACUGUGUAAAUAACUGGCUGUCAUAAUAAAAAUCAUUUUCACUGUU